AUGACGUCAGAACUCCCCUCAUUGACUGGAAAAGUGUGCAUUGUGACAGGAGCAUCUCGCGGGAUUGGUAAAGGUAUUGCCUUGAUGUUGGCCAAGGCAGGAGCCACUGUGUAUAUUACAGGUCAGUUUGACUUUUCAGGAAAUUGUCUUAUGGUUUGAUAAAUCCUCUGUUAAGGGCUCCUCUCUAAAAGAUGCUGAAAGGUGUGUACUCCUGGAACAUUUUGGCCAUUUGCAGCAUUGUUCCCUGAAUCCCUUACCCUAUCAUUAUAAUAUAUUUAUCAAAACAUAAUGUGAUUUCUCCUACCCUGUUUCAGACUUGACUUGCCUUUCUAAAGAGACAUUAUUGUAAUAAGUCGAGCUUGCUUAGCAGCAAGACUCUAAAAAUGCAAGCAUUUCUUUUUUUGUUUCUCUUUUGUGCUCACCAAAUGGGGAUCAUGGUCCCAGGUGUACCUAGCGGAGACCGUGGAAACUGGGGAUUAGAAUCGAGAUGUGUUGGACAACAUAUUACUCAUGGUACUGUGCAUCUUAAGUUUGUGAAGAAAGCUUAAUUCGGAGAGAUUAAUGGGAAAGAUGUCAAGUUUUUCUAGAAUGGGUGGGUCCAUGGAUUAUAUUGCUCAAAAGCACUGAUUGCAUUGGAACAAGUGAAUACUUUAGAUGUCGGAAAAAAAAAGAAAGGUCUGGGAGUACCCCCCUGUUCAAGAAAACAAGUAGCACCAAAAUAAAGAUUUGGUUCCUCUGACUCUUAACAGUUAAGAUUAGUAUGUUAAGUAUCCAGUCAGUGUGAAACGCAGACUGCGGACUGCGGACCAGUGGGGGGUUGGUUAAAGUUUCACUAAGCUGAAACUGUAAAUUGACUUAUAUAUUUAAGUAGACAUGACAAAAACCAACAUACUUAUUGUCCAAAUUACUCUGACAAAUUUAUGCAUGGCUUUGUUAAAUUUCUCAUUGUCUUGCUUCGUUCUUUUGUGCAGUAUAUGUGAAGGCAAUACAAUACAAUGCCAUGCAUAAAUUUGUCAGAAUAUUGGACAACCCUCAAAACCUAGGGAGAAUUAACCACACAAAAUUUGGCUAUUUAAUGACUGUCUAGCCAUUAAGAGUCUAUUUCUAAGGGCUAAUAAUAAUUUCCUAGGGGUGUUACCCCCAGACUGGCCCCCUAGAUAUUCCCACUUUCAGCAGACAUUUUUGGGACCCCCUGAAAAAUAAAUCCUAGAUCUGCCCCAGAUAUACAACAGUUUUUCUGCAUGAACAUGUAUUUUGUAAAGGUACUAUUUUAUUUGGUAGGAAGGACUCUUGAAGCCACAGAGGGUAAGACUGGGUCACUGUGGCAAACAGCUGAGGAGGUAAUCAGAUAACAUUCUGUAGCUUUUGCAAUUCUCUUUGCAUACCUGCUCAAUUGGAAAAUUCUGGCCUUAAUUCUAAUGUUGAAGUUACUCAGCAGCCGGCUGCAAAGAGGGGCUGCUCAGAAGGGAUUUGUUCAGGUCGCCUUGCAUGUGGCUGGACAAACCAGAAAAGUGAGCCUUUGUAUGGGUAUACCUGUGGAUGUCAUUUUUGUCACACGUUUUCUGUCAAAUCGUCAGUUUUUUUUUCAACAAAAUUGUUGCAUAUCAAGAAUGGUUAAAUUGCGUGGUGAUCUCAAAAAUAAGAAACCAUGCAUAACAAUGACAAAGGAAAGUGUAACAGGUUUAAUCAGCAUAACAAAAACUCUGAGCAUACCCUGUUGUAGCACACUUUUUAGCAGAUUUCUUUGCCAUCAUUUCACAACUGUUAAAUGUUGUCAAACUUCGUCAGAAUGCAGAUGUGAUCAUGGCUUUAGUCUCCAAGAACAUCUCAGAAUCCUUGCUUCAUCAAUAGCGUGUUACUUGCGUCUCAGUGUUUGUCAGAAAUACCCAUGGAGAGGUAUUGUUGGGCAUAAAUUAUAUAUGUUUACUAUUGACUUUAACCAUGCAAAGCUUAAGCUUCAAAAGGACAGUCUUUGGUAGGGUAUGACAGUCUUUGGGCACAAUAAAGAAACAGUGCAAUUUAAAUCAGUGAGCAGCAUUCAAUAUUAAAAUUUGCAGUUAAGCCUUCGCUGAAAUAUAGUGACUCACAGGGAAACAACUGUAGAUGGACUAAUUUAUGCAACUGAUUCCUUUUCUUUUGUUAUAUUUUCUUAGAAGUCAUUUUAUGUUCAUCCUGCAAGAAUUCUUAUUAACCAGUGAUUAAUUUUUUUCAGAUAGGACAAGAGAGUGCUGGACAGUGUAUACCGGUGCAGUGUGACCAUGGAAAUGAUGAAGAAGUCCAAAAGUUGUUUGAUCAAGUCAACAAAGAACAAAAUGGACGAUUGGAUGUCCUUGUCAACAAUGCCUACAGUGGAGUGAAGGUAUAGACUUUUAUUUAACAAAUAACUGAUAAAUAAAUAAAUACAUGUACCAUUUGAACUGGUAGCACAUCCACAAUAUUUGAGGGUUUGUACUCUUUUUAGCUCUUCAAAUUCCAUGACCUUAGCUUUAGCUCUCAUUUUAAAAUAUUUUCAAGACUUUCCUUGUUUUGGGGGUAUUUUUUGACCUUACUUAGUUCAACAGAUACAAACUGUUUGUCCACCAAAAAUGUGUGCCAUUUAGUUACUCAUCUCAAUCUUACAUUGCCCUUGCUUCAACAUUCUACCGUAACUAAUCUACCAAACAUAACUUUUAUUUUCCACGACUUUCCAGGACCAACAAUUGAAUUCCAUGACUUUUCCAGGCCUGGAAAAAAAUGAAGUUCUUAAAUUUUAUGACUUUCCAGGUUUUCCAUAACUGAACCGUACGAACCCUACAAUGUGUUUCUUUAUCUACCAUUCUGAUUUACCGCUAACAUUGCAAAGUAGAUAUGAUGAUUUUUAAGAAAUACCCACUCAGAGAAAAACCUCUCAAAACAAGGAGGAGAAUAGCCUGCGAGGAAGUUCUCCUGGGGCGAUCUGGCGGUGGGGCAAAAAAGGAGAGAGGUUUGAAAGGUUUCAAGCCAAUAAAGGUGUCUCGCCUCUUAGCCUGUAAGCAAGCUCUCCAGCGGGAACAAAACGUCAUCGCCUGAUUAAAAAUCAGCCAAUCAGCAUUUCGCAUCCGAUUCUGGGACGCAGAUACUCACUUUUAUGAGAUGCGAGUGGAAGCUCUCCUUCCCUUUUCCCUCUCCCACCCCCGUACCCCCGGAAACCCCAGGAGAGCUUGCUCACAGGCUAGGAGGAGAAAGUAACAGCAAACUUAAUUCACAUGUGACCUUUUUGGGUGAAUGAGGUCUCUGCAAUGGAAACAAGACGACAUUUUUUUUUGGGAGAGAUGGGGGGUUGUUCUGGGCCUGUGGGCCUUUUUUUUAUUUUCGCGGCACUGAAACCGGAACCCGCACUUGAAAAGUCUCUGGCAUCAGUAUGCUUAUAGUGAACAUAUGUUACUGACAGUUAUUUUUGUGUUAUGCUUAGGCGAUUUUUGAUAAUGUUGGAAAACCAUUUUAUGAACAGGUAAGGAUUUAUUUUGAUAAGUGACAGUUUUAAAGAAUUCUGCUUUCACCAAAUAUUAAUCUAUAUUUCUCUUGGAGAACAUUUAAUCAACUUGCAAUUAAAAUAUAGAAUACAUUUCAAGCUCAUAGUCUUGCCAGUUAAACAAACCCUAAACGAUAAUUUCGCAACCGCCACUGGCUUCAGUUAAACCUGAAAACAUGUGAAACUUUCUUUCUAGUUAAGACUUAGUUAGAAGCGCUGAAAAUUCUGAUGAUCGACCUAGAACUUAACUGACCAUUUCACAUGCAUCUCCGUAAAUAUCAUCCAUUGCCGUAUAACUAGUACACUUAUGCAAAAAGACCUAGGUAUUCUAAGUGUGGUCUAAAUGUUAAAAGAAAUUGCAAAAACGCAAUCGGACCAGUCGCACAAAAUUUUCAUCUUCCCAAUCAUGUAAUUUUGUUUGAAGUGUUUAACGGUGCUUAUAGAUCGUUUUUGCAUGACGUCACGUCCGCCAUAUUGGUGUUUCAAAACAAUAAAACGGCGGUGAUGUUGGUGUCCCAAACCAAUCCUGUGGGAGUUCAACUCUUUUCUUAUGUAAACACUCUUUUGUUCCAAUAAUUUUGCAUAGAUGCUGGUCACGUGAGUGAAAACGCACUAUACUUGGAAUUCAAUUGAAACGCAAAACGUUUUUAAAUGAUAGCAAACAGCGUGAAAUGACCUCUUUAAGAAGCUGUGGUUGCACCCAAUGUGUUUCUGUCGUUCAAAUCCUCUUUUCUUUUCUUCUCUUUUUUUCUCUUCCCUCCUUUGUUCACAGUUUCCGUCUUAUCUUUAGCCUACAAGCAUGUGGGAUCAAAUGAAUAAUGUGGGGCUCAGGUUAGCACAUUCAUAUGUUUAAGGAAUAGUCUGUUGCAGGCAUUGUUUUAGUUACACGUUUCAAUACUUUCUUGACUCUCUGCAUUCAGUGGCCACUUGUGGUUUCACAUGAGACUUAACUGAAUUCUACCACGGGAUUGUUCUUUAUUUGCGAGGUUGCAGAGGAACCUGGGUCAAAAUUCGUCCGCCAAAACACUCCCACGACGCACUUUGACACUACAACUCGCACACAGCCUUUUGUGAAACUUGCUCAAAAUGGUUAAUUCCUCCGAAAUGACUUGUGCCCCAUUGAUACCGAAACUUAAGCAGGAAUUCUUUAUAUAGAGAUUCGUUAUAUCGAGGUUCCACUGUAUCCUCCUUUGAGACUGUUCAUGAGAUAAGUUUGAAUGCUCUUCAAAACUGGUGUCCUAUAUUACCACUGUUCAAUCGGCUAAAGAAGACCAAGAGAUUUAGUGACCUAAUAAAAUUAGUCUUCGCCCCGGGUUCUUUACUUAAGCAAUAGACCACACCUUCUAUGGGUUUACUGGCAUGAUAACCCACUUGGGAUGUUGGGAGAACACUUGAAAAGCUUGUAAAUCACGAGCCUCGGCUCGUGAUUUACAAGCUUUUCGAGUGUUCUCCCGAACAUCCCAAGUGGGUUAUCACGCUUGUAAACCCACAGAAAGUGUGGUCUAUUGCUUUUAUAAAAUAACUUUAAGUAAACUAUGAGUUUACCGGCACAAUAAACCAUAGGCUUUUAACCAAUCAGAACUCGCAUACUAUCUUAGUUAUUUUAUAGAAAGAUAUAAACAAAUGGUAGAGCAAUUUUUGUUUGACUUUGAGAUGAAAACAUGCGAACAAAACAGAAACAACAAUCGAAAGGAAAUAGAGCGAUUCGAUUGGUUUAUCGACCGGAUACAAACGCGCGUGGCUUUUGAUUGGUUAAGCGAACUCUCGGGUGAAAAAAUUUCAUGCCCUAGAACUUUCUAGAAAGCAAUCGAUACUUCACUUUGACGUCAUACUGCAACACGAUUGGCCAAUCGAACAAUGCCUUCUCCAUAUUAGAAUUUUGUUUGGCGGGAAAACGAAGAGUCCAUGUUUUGAUCUUUUCAUCCAUUGGCUGAUAAAACAAAUAACGAACACUUACCAAAACCAUUUUUCAAGGUCAUGCGAAAAUCGCUGUAUCCUUUGUGUCCCUUUUCUCCCUCCAGGUCUAAUUACAUUGCCGCGUGGCAUGCAGCCAAGGUGAUGGUUCCUGCCAAACAAGGACUUAUAGUCAACGUUUCGUCGCCCGGAGGAUUGAGAUAUCUCUUCAACGUUGCAUAUGGUGUAGGAAAGGCUGCGGUAAGACACACUACAGUGGGACCCGGUCAAUACUAAUACCAGAGGGACAUGCCAUAGUGUCCUUAAAAUCCGGGUGUCCAUAUUAAGCGAGCUCUCAGAAAAAAACGUCACGGGCGCAUAUUUUGUCGAUGCAAAGAAUUAAGCAGACAUUUUAACGAGAAAGCGUUGUUUAAUUACUUUACUGUAACUCCAACAAGUUUAUCCUAAAGAAAUCUUUCGAUCGUGUGUCAUUGUCUCAGACUAAAAUAACCUUUUAAGUACUGUUCUUGAAACAUGACAAUGGAAUCCAUGGCGUUACUUUGUAUUGACGCUUUUUGUUUGAGAGACUCAGCCAGGCGCGCUGAAUAUUAGGCAGACCUUUUGAAAAGUUACUGGCCUUUUCUGUUAGGUUUUCAUUGGUAAGAAAUUAAGUUAUAGUCAGUGUGCAGAAGAGAACUGUCCAUAAUCGGGGUUGAUGAUAUAUGAGAGUUUGUGCCUCGGGACCGUUGUCCGUAUAAAUCGGUGUGGUUAUUUUUAGAGAAAAUAUGUGAACUUUUUGUCGGGACAAACAAAACUGUCGGUCAUAGUAUACGGGUGUUCGUAGAGCGGGUUUCCACUGUUCUUUUUUAUGUGCCUUUUCACUUUAGCACCGAGAAAUUGUUUUUGUCGGUUUGCCGUAUAGAGGGGAUGCAAGAACGGUGGGUGUACUGUUGUUUUCCAGUGCUUCAUGACUUUUGCAACAGGUGUGGAAUAGACUACUUCAUGCUCUCGAGUGCGGAAUAGAUAAUCUGAGGAAAAUGGCAGGAAAUUUAGAAGUUUUUAAGGUUAAAGUUAAACAAUACUAUAGUCUUCCUGAAUUAAUGCGUUUAAGACACUAUAUGGCAAAGCUAACAUGGUACAACUUUAGCCUACAGAUAUUUCACCAUGAUUAUUGGUACAAUUGCGUGAAAAGAUCAUAAUUCAGUUUCCAGUCAUUUAAAUUGAAAUUCAGUUAUAUUAGAACUCAAGGGAACUAUAUUUGUGGUAGUUUUUUUCUCUUUUUUCCUGGGAGUUUGUGUUUGCGGCAAUCAAUUGAGAACCCUUCAAGAAAUUCGCGAGAAUUUCCAAGCCAUAUGUUCUUACUUCUGCCGCUUAAACGCAUGUUGUUCUGAAUUAUGAUUUAAAUAUUAGGUCCUAUUUUAGGGUCACCUUGAAUGCAUCAAUAUUAGGUAUUAAAGCGUUGUUAUCUUACAUAGAAUGAUCGAAUGGCUGCGGACAUGGCUGUGGAGCUGAAGAAACAGAAUGUUGCCUGCGUGUCACUUUGGCCUGGAGCUGUGAUGACUGAACAUGUCAAUGACUUUUUAAGCCAACCCCAAGAUGAGAUUGUAAUUUUUUUGUAUUUAUAUUUCUUACCCCUCCCACCGCCCCCCCACUCGCCCCCGCUCGAUGCCUCAGUUGCAUCUGCAGAAUAGUGAAGAGAAGUUUGAUGUCAGAAAAAUUAAAAUUUGUGACAUUAUGGGAUUGGAUGGCAUAUUCAGAAAGAACAAGAUUAAGAAGGCCCUUUUGCCAAAAAUCAGCUUUUAAGUGCAAAUUGGCGGGUAGAUAUAAGCACCUUUACGCUCUGUUGACUCCGGACAAAUCCCUCUGAAAGUGACUUGGGUUGAAUCGUUUACGGUCCAGGCCUUGUCUAGAACAAUUUUUUUUUGGAGUCAUUGGUGCAUAACAAUGCUUGGAUUUCCCCGACAAUUUGCACUAAUAGUCUGAUUUUUAGUAAGUGAGCAUUUUUCAUCUUGCUCUUUCAGGAUAUGCCAACCUAUCCAAUAGUUUCACAAAUUUAGUUUUUGUGACGUCGUCAACCCUCUUCUCUACUCAAAAGAACUUCUGCAGAAUGCGCGCGCAUAGCCGUCACAUUUGUUCGCUGGAAUUUCUCAAGUUAACCAGCUCUUUGAACUUUUAUUAAACUUAAUUUGUAUUUGCGGCUGCUCCUUUUCAUUCUAAACAUUAUGACGUCAGCAAAGAUUCGCCCGAGUGAUUUGUUUAGAUGUUCAAGUAAUGUUGGCUGGAGUUAACUAAACGAAAAGAAGCGUUUUAUCAGAUCUGAAGCACGAUACAAGCCAAGUGUUUUUAGUUGUGCUAAAACAAAAACUCCGAUUUUAUUUAGACGGCUUUACCAAAUUUUUCUAGAUCUAUUUAUCGACAGCAAUUGUCAACGAAGAAAGGUGUGUAGAAAAUAGCUAUUUACACGAUUUAGGAACAGACACUCAUCAAAUAAAACUUCCGCCUUGCUUGUGUAAAGGCAACUUUUAUAAGUUUCUGUAAAUUUUAAAGUGAAAUUGCCGUCAUUGACUUACAGCGUAUUUUCGGAUGAAAUAACUCGAAAUAUCACCAAGAAAUUCUGCCAAAAUUCUUGAAAAUGAACGUUAAGAUUUGUUAUUGAUUACACGAGCACGAUGAAAUAUUCGGUUCAGGUCUGUUUUCUUUAAAUUAGUCUACUUGUUGUUUUGUUACCUUAAAGUCCAGCAAGGCAGCUGCAAUUCUCAAAGAUGCCGAGGAUCGAACGUUUUCAGGCAAGGCCGUGGCUUGGUUGGCUGCAGGUAUCAUUACAGUCGAUUUGUUAAACCCUCUAAGCCUCAAUAUCAACAUAGAAAUUCUUCAGACUGAUCACCUUACAUUUCCAUAAGAACGUUUGUUCUGAGAAUUUGUUAAAAGAUCAAAGCGUUUUCUCUUUAGUGAUCGUUGUGUGAAGUCUUAAAAUCAUAGUCUUUUUUCUUAAUGAUGUAUGGAUAUUUUGUGUGACGAGAAAAUUGAGGUUAGUCUUUCUUUUGGACUGGAGGGGUCAGAGAAAUCAACAAAUAUAUAAAUGAAUAUUUAACAAUUAUUCGCCGAAGGCGAAGUUAAUAUUGUUGAAUAAUCCCCGAGACGAAGUCGAGGGGAUUAUUCAACAAUAUUAACUGAGCCUGUGUUGAAUAAUUAGAGCCUCAGGCUCAGUUAAUAUUGUUGAAUAAUCCCCUCGACUUCGUCUCGGGGAUUAUUCAACAGUAUUAACUUCGCCUUCGGCGAAUAAUUGUUAAUUAUUAUUAUAUGGCAAAGCCAGUCUUAGGCAAAUCUCUGUGCUCUGAUUGGUUCUUUCUCGGUCAGGAUUUUGCAGUACGGACCGUUCAAUGGAAAUGGUCCAACCCGUGCAUUUUUGUUUUGAAGCGAAGCCGGCAAAUUCAAAAUUUGCAACCAAAACAGCGAAAAAAGGCUGUGAAUAUUGUCAUUCUUCACAGUGAAACUACCAGAAGAAGCUAAAAAGAUUGAAAUUUUUCCGAAAUUUCAAAGAUGGAUGAAGAAAGGCGAACAUUCUCGAAGCGAGUUUUAUUAUCCUGAAGAUCUAGAAACUUUUGAUGUAGAAACUGAAACAGGCAUCACCGAAAGCCAGGAGGCCAUAGACGAUUUUAUCAACCAACAGAAAAGUGCAAACACAAACAAGAAGACGGCUACUGAUAUGGACACUCUUCUCCGCUACAUGGAAGUUAAUGGUAUGAAAAAUGAGAAAAUUGAAAGCUUACCUGCGUCCGAGCUUGACUUCCUUUUGUGGAAUAUUUUUUUGAACGCACGCAAGAAAAAUGGAGAAGAGUACGAGCCAGCAACAGUUUCCAGUUUUCAGCGUAGUAUACAGCGAUACUUGAGUGAGAAGAAAUAUCCAUUUAACAUACUCAAGGACAAUGAGUUCGAAAAAUCCAGAAAAGUCCUUGCAGCGAAGCGAAAGUCACUUGUUCACGAGCACGGCAAAGGAAACAAACCGCAAGCUGCUCAGGCUAUCGACGAAGACGAAGAGGAUACCCUUUUUGAAGCAGGAGAAUUCGGCGACUCCAAUCCAGUUGCGCUUCAAAGAACUAUGUGGUGGUUUUUAUCCCUACACUCUGUUUCCGAGCAAGAGACGAAAGUCGUAAGUUGCGCUGGGGUGACGUUACGGCUUCAACAGCAGAAUGAUGGCCAAGAAGUCUUGGUUUGGUUGGCCGAGCGGGGCACAAAGACCCGACAUGGUCAGGAGAGAGGACACCAAAGAGCGUUCCAACCAAAGAUUUAUGCCACCAGCACAGCGAGAUGUCCUGUCAGUUUUUACAAAAAAUUCCGCGGUCACCGGCCAGUGGAAAUGAACGCACCAGAAUCACCGUUUUACUUAGCAGUCCGCCAUAAUCGACCCUCGGAAAAAAUGAGAUAGGAAAGUUUCUGUCCACUGCAGCGAAGAAUGCUGGCCUUCACAGAGAGGGAAAAUCAUUCUGUCAGGAAAACCUGUAUUUCGAGGCUCCUUGAUGCUGAUGUUCCAGAGAACUUUGUAGCCCAACUGAGUGGCCACAAAAGCACGGAGAGUUUACAGUCCUACAAGUCUGCCAGUGCUAAACACCAAAAGAGGAUGUCCUUGACCCUCAGCAGAGCUGAUGUUUCUGGAUCCAGAGAUGAAGCGUUAUCAAGUGUCCAUAAUCAAGGGUUUGAAGUAGUAACUCGCUCGACUACAGACAUCGCUGCAAGUUCGACAACAACUACAUUGAUUGAUCAGUCAAGCGAUCCGUUACUGUCUUCCACCGCUCCAAUUUUUACAGGUGCAAACAUAGGAUCCAUCAGUGGGUGCACAUUCCAAAUAUUUCACGGAAAUGUGAAAAUUGUCCAGAAUGAAAGGAAGUGUCGGAUUGUUAUCGAUAGCGAUAAGGACGAUUGACUUUGAAGCUAUUUUUUAUCAACUUUGUCCAGUUUUGAAUUAAUUUUCACAGCUUCACUUGACACUGACUUGAUCCAUAUUUUGUAACCAAGAAAAUAUUGUUUGAUCGACGAGAAACCUUUUCUCGAGUUUUAGAAUCAACAACUGCUUUUCUCAGAUUCCGUUACAGUGCGUUUUUGAAGUAAUAUAUCAAACAUGAGAUGCAGUGUUUCAUCACCAGAUGAAACACCGAGAAGAGAGUUGAAAAUACGACGCGCAGCGGAGUAUUUUUGACGAACACUGUGUCGAAUGUUUGAUAUUUCUUCUCAAACAAAAUCAUUUUUGAAGGAGAAAUUAAGGAUGCAAAUACUAAGCAGUGUUUCAUCCGAUUUCCAAACACUCAUUAAACAUUAAUUUCCUUUGUAUUUUCUUAAUGAAUUAUUAAUGAGUUUGAGAAGUUUUGUUUAAGCUAAUUUUAGACGAUUUCACAUUCAAUAAAUUUGUUUUUCGAACUCGUGGUAGCUUGCUUUUGUCUGAGCUGCUCGCGUCAUCACGAAUACGUCACGGCGGAAGCCCUUUAACUACAAGCCACCGGAAGUGCAUUUUACUAUCAGAAACAGAGUGCCAUGUAAUAAACAACUUACUAACCGAGCUUGCUCGGGCCAAUAUUCCCCAGUACGGCCCGAGCAAGCUCGGUUAGUAAGCGGUUAAUAUUCAUUUAUAUAUUAAUUUGUUUAUUUAUUUAUUUUUUGUCGGAGACUAAACACAGACCUCCACGCUGUCGCUGCCUUAUCUGUCCACGAGUUAUGAAGGCUUUGCAUUGUGUAUUGCAAAAUCAAAUACUCCUGGGAAGUUUCGAAAAGCCAAUACAUCAUAAAAACCUUAAAGCAAAUAUGAUGUAUUUUGUGACUGAUUUCUGUGAGUUUUAAAGACCAGUCGGAAUGGCAUUUUGAACAACAGUCAGUGGCAAUUUUUCGCUUUUAACACGACACAUUUAAUCUGACCUGUGCUUAAAUACAGCCACUCUAAAUACAGGCUAUAUCUAACAGACGAACUAUUAAAAAACUUAUAGGGAGGAGGGCAAAGUACGAAAAAUUAUUCGUGCUAGGGAAAAUUACAUGAAAAAAAUCAUGCACGCUAAGAAACACUAAAAAAUAUUAAUGCACCGAUCUAAAAAAUUCAUACAAGGGAAAUGUUAACCAAAAAAAUUCAUGCGGCUCGAAGAUUCCCCACCCCUCCACUUAUAACUUUUGUAAUGGUCCGUCCCUAACAUUUAAAAGUUUCUCAUUGGCUUUACAGUUGUGACGUUAAUCGAAAUUCGAAGCUUUUUGUCAGGGAAUUAUUUAAAACUUGGCUUUUUGAAACUGAAAAACGGCUGCUUAUUCAUGAUUUUUUUUAAGAUCUAGGAGUAUGGUGCUAUUUAAGUCAGUUUUUAUAGUUUCUAAAAGCCGCAGCCAUGUUGUGAAUUACUCUUUUAAAUUCGUUUUAUCAUGCAAUUAUAUAUAUAUAUUUUUCAGCCCAUGGAAGCAAAUCGCUUAUCGAAGGUUACGGGGUUUAGGGGUAGCUUGGAAAUUUUGAGCGCAGUGUAGUAGAAACAGCGGCAAAGCGAGAUUAGACUAGUCACCAGUCUUCUGGUCAGUCUCGCUCAUACCCUAUACUCUACUGCUUAAUGCCAGUCCAGUUUUCUAUUUUCUUUUCAUAUUCAAUCAUUGAUGCCGAUAACUAGUUUUUGAAAUUUCUACAACGUUAGAUGCCGACAUCAUGAAGAAGAGCGGGCGCAUUCUGUUAACAGCUGAGUUGGGGCGUGAGUACGGCUUCAAAGACGUCGGAGGUGAGUUAAUAGGGAGUUUUAGGGCCUGGUGACUUGGAGGUGAGGGACCCCAGGUAGGUGAGGUAACUCGGUUAGGUGGGGUAACCCGCCUGUUCUUAUAAACUCUCAUAUGAUCUCCCCACCUAUCAUGUAAAAGUGAUGAAAUUAAAAUGAGAGAUUAUAUUCUCGGGCAGGUUACCCCACCUAAGUGGGUUACCUCACGUCCCUGGGGUUCCCCUCAAUCCCCCCCCCCUCCCCGCCAUGUAAAAAGGCCGUAUGAUGCCACGACGGCAACGGCAACGGCAAAGAGAACGUCGUAAAAGCAAAAGGUUGAAUAGGCGAAACAACAACUCUGCACUUGUUGUUCAACACUUUUUUGUUCAUUUUUUGCCGUCACAGCACGCCAACAGCGACGUGAGAAUGCCUAGUUUUACGUUUAAUAGAGGACUUGAACAAGCGAUUACGAUUUUUUUUUUCUCUUUCUGAACGUGGAUUUGGUUCUGAGGGAGUCAAUUCCUGGAGAGAUUGCUUCAGCUGUCGCUUGCAUUUGACAAAGCGAGGGAGUUGGAAUGAUCGCGAUCACUGAAAGUACGCGAAUUCACUUUCAAGGGACGUUUUCUCUUUUUCAUUGCACUUUCUUGUUUGUAAACAGCAAAUAUGACAGCGAAGCCCGUCCAGAUCGAUCGCUCGUGAAAACUUCUUAGCCCCGCUGCAAUACUCCAGCAUACAUUAAUGAAAAUCCGUUUAUUCUUUUAGGAGUCCAGCCAUUAUCAUUUCGACAAGUCAAGAAACUUGUCUCCUUUGAAUAUCCUUCCGUGUCGUGGAUGAUCCCUGAGUUUGUUUAUGUUCCACGCUGGUUAAUGGCAGCAAGCAGUCAUAAGUUUUGA
Messenger RNA from Porites lobata, 12980 nucleotides. The record is from the annotation of a GenBank genome assembly. Lineage: Eukaryota; Metazoa; Cnidaria; Anthozoa; Scleractinia; Poritidae.